UCUUCAAAUAUUCAUCUUUCUCGCCUUUAAUACUUCCAUCUUCUUCCUCAAAUAAACCUAAUCCAAAUCCAAAUCCCCAACUUCAAACCUUCAAAACCAUGUUCCUUAAACACCCCUCUUCCCCCCUUCUCCUCCUUCUCCAUCUCCUCCUCUUCUUGGCCGCCGCCGCCGCCCUAGCCCGCCCAUCUCCGCCGCCCAACUUCCUAUACCUUAAUGUCAAACCAACCAAAUUGGAGCUUAAUCACACUCACAUUCUUCCUACCCUUAAUUUCUCCGACGCCCACCUCCAAGUCACUGCUCAAAAAUUCCACAAUACUACGCUUAAGCUCAACCUUCUCCACCGAGAUAAACUACCCCACGUCCAUGCCCAUCGCCACGCCUUCAAUGAACGUAUCAAAAGAGACGCCAUAAGAGUCGCCACCCUCAUCCGCCGCCUAUCUCACGCCGCCGCCGCGGCGGCGCAAGAUAACAGUUACAAGGUGGCCAAUUUUGCCACGGAUGUCGUUUCAGGGAUGGAAGAAGGGAGUGGAGAGUUUUUUGUUCGGGUCGGAGUUGGGAGCCCGCCGAGGAGUCAGUACAUGGUGAUUGAUUCCGGUAGUGAUAUCGUGUGGGUCCAAUGUCAACCUUGUACCCAAUGCUACCAACAGUCCGACCCGGUUUUCAACCCGGCUGAUUCCUCCUCCUUCGCCGGUGUCUCUUGUGGCUCCGCCGUCUGUGACCGCCUUGAUAACACUGACUGCCACGCUGGACGGUGUCGAUAUGAGGUGUCCUAUGGGGACGGGUCUUACACUAAAGGCACUCUCGCCCUCGAAACUAUUACCAUGGGCCAGGUCAUGAUUCGUGACGUGGCGAUUGGAUGCGGUCACACGAAUCAAGGCAUGUUUAUAGGGGCCGCUGGGUUACUCGGUCUCGGAGGAGGCUCAAUGUCAUUCAUCGGGCAGCUCGGCGGUCAAACCGGUGGUGCAUUCAGCUACUGUUUAGUGAGCCGAGAUACGGGCUCGACCGGGACAUUGGAAUUCGGUCGUGGAGCAAUGCCGGUAGGCGCCACGUGGAUUUCCCUGAUUAGAAACCCACGCGCCCCGAGCUUCUACUACAUCGGACUCGCCGGCGUCGGCGUCGGUGGCGUUCGAGUUCCGAUACCGGAAGAAACUUUUCAGCUCUCCGAGUACGGUACUAACGGCGUCGUAAUGGACACUGGCACUGCUGUGACGCGUCUACCAACGGCAGCCUACGAGGCAUUCCGCGAUGCGUUCACAGCCCAAACCAACAACCUCCCACGCGCUGGUGGUGUGUCGAUCUUUGACACGUGUUUCGAUCUCAAUGGGUUCGAGUCCAUACGGGUGCCAACGGUGUCGUUUUACUUCUCCGACGGGCCGGUUCUGACGUUACCAGCAAAAAACUUUUUGAUUCCGGUCAACGGCGCCGGAACUUUUUGCCUCGCUUUUGCUCCGUCGCCGUCGGGACUUUCCAUAAUCGGAAACAUCCAGCAGGAAGGUAUUCAAAUUUCAAUCGAUGGGGCCAAUGGUUUCGUGGGAUUUGGCCCAAAUGUUUGCUAAAUAAGCAAAUUCUAUAUUAAGAUUUGGAAUACAGUCUUUAAAUCACAUUAUUAUUUUGUUUCAAAGCUAAUAGAUAAAUCACAUGUAAAUAAAAUAAUGUUUAUUUGGCAUUA
Cucurbita pepo subsp. pepo (vegetable marrow) is the source of this 1669-nucleotide messenger RNA. Its product is annotated as protein ASPARTIC PROTEASE IN GUARD CELL 2. Gene Ontology annotation, biological process: proteolysis. Gene Ontology annotation, molecular function: aspartic-type endopeptidase activity. NCBI's taxonomy places the organism in Eukaryota, Viridiplantae, Streptophyta, Magnoliopsida, Cucurbitales, Cucurbitaceae. The record is from RefSeq and is a predicted model, not a curated record.